Messenger RNA from Paramuricea clavata, 4311 nucleotides. NCBI's taxonomy places the organism in Eukaryota, Metazoa, Cnidaria, Anthozoa, Malacalcyonacea, Plexauridae. The record is from the annotation of a GenBank genome assembly.
AUGGCUUCUGUCGAUCUGCAAGAAAAGGCAAAUUUUACAAGACUCAGUAGACUUUUGGUUGACAAAGGAACUGAAGCUUUGAAAACUACAUUAGAUGCUAUUCAUCCUCCUGCCAGUUUACCUGCGGUGCUUGCUGCCAAUAGGACAUCCCUUCUAAAGUUAAAGCCUCGAGUUAUUAAUGAUUCCCAAUGGGACUUACUAUACCCCCCAUCCAGCAACCCGUCAGAUUCCAAUACCUUUGAUGUUACGUUACUUACAGUUCUAUUCAGGAACAUUUGUGGCUUACCGAAAACAGGAUGGGAUGCAAUACCAGUGGAAACAGAUAGAUCAAUGCAAGCAAAUAUCGUACGAAUCAAGACGUAUAGAAAUAAAGUUUAUGCACAUGUGACGUCAACUCAAGUGGAUAAUACAACGUUUGAAUCUUUAUGGUCAAAAAUUUCCCAGGCUUUGGUUGAAUUGAACAUUCCUCAGAAUGAGGUCGACGAAUUGAAAAUACGCGCUUUAGGACCCGAAGAAGAAGUAUACGUGAGAAUACUUAGAGAUUGGAAAUUACAAGAAGAAAGCCUAAAAGAUGAUGUUACGUCCAUCAAACGUUCUGUAAAUCGUUUGACACAGAUAACAGAAGCUGGAAUACAGAAACUCUGUCAGUCAGCUUUGGAGGAAGUCCCUAAAAAGGCCAAUCUUGAGAAAAAUCGAGACAAGGAGAAUGAAGAUCUCUUGCGAAAACUCGCAAAGCAUAAUUUCAAGAGUAAAAUUAGAAGUAAAGUCAAAUUUUUCCUGCCUGGCACAAGACAGUGGUUAUUAAAGGAGCUGGACAAGUGGCUUAUUGGGAACGAACACGAAUCGAAAAUAUUGGUAUUAACUGCUGGACCAGGGUUUGGCAAAAGUGUGUUUGCAGCUAAAGUCUGUGAAGAUUUUAAGAAGAAGGGAAAGUUGGCAGCAUGCCACUUUUGUGACUUCAGUGAUUCAAACCUACGAAAUCCUAUGAUGAUGCUUCAGUCUCUCGCGAGUCAAAUGUGUGAAAAUGUCGUAGGAUUUAAAGAGAAGCUUCUUGAUCAGUUGCAACGACCUCAUCAAGUCCGAAGCCUAAAGGAUGCCUUUGGAAUAUAUUUGCAAAACCCACUUGAUGAAUUGGAAGUAAGGGAACCCAGUUUAGUCGUGAUCGAUGGCUUAGAUGAGAGUGCGACAGAUGAUAAGAAUGAAAUUGUAAAUUUGAUUGCUGGUUAUUUUCCAGAUCUUCCUGAUUGUAUAAAGGUCCUGGUGACGAGCAGGCCGGAGAUUUCCUUGGAAAAACUAAGCGGUCUUCUUAAGAUCAAUAUUAAAAACGAUAAUGUCAAGAAUAACUCAGAUCUUAAAAUGUACCUCAAAUCUUGCCUUCCUAGUCUACCUGACAGGAAAGAGGAGUCACCAGUAUUUCAAAUGCUUGUUGAGAUGUGCGAGGGCUCAUUUUUGUAUGCGUUUUUCGCUCAAUCUGAGCUACAAAAACGCGAUGAUCUUGACAAGGUGAAGUUUGAUGAAAUUAUCAAAUUUGUCCCAAAAGGCCUGGAUUCUAUUUACGAAGCUUAUUUUAAACGCCUCGAAGCUGAACUUAAAGCGAUAAUGCCCGGAAAUCUUGAUGUGUUGAGAGUCUUGGAAAUGCUAGUUGCUUGUGAAGGACCCCUUCCACUCACUUUCGUCGCUCGGGCUUUUGGUUUGGCUUCAGAUUGUCGCGAAACGAAAAACAUAAUUAACAAAGUCAAUAUGGCAGUAUCGUGCUUGUUAUACGUUUCUGAUGAUCUGGUGACCGUUUUCCACAAAACCGUUAUUGAUUGGCUUCUGGCGAAGGGCUACAAAGAUCACGAGUACACUGUCAAAGUCAGUGAUGGAAAUAAGUCGCUUUGGCUGAUAUGCGAGCAGAUUUUUGAAGAUAUUAAGAAGUCUGUUUGUUCCGGGCAUGACGUAAACUUAGCUAGUGACGCAAAGUAUGCUGUAAAAGACGGCCUUCGAAAUCUUCUCGCAUGCAAUAUGAAGGAACGUUUUUUUUGGUUAGUGGAUGUAGUAAUAAUACACUUUAGUUCAACUUAUUUCGGCGAAACCGAAAUGCUUACCCUUUGGUCAGAUAUUCUUCGUGUUGACGCAGUCAUGAACGACGAAUUACGUGCACGAAUUUCGUGGCAUAUCCUUGUAAUGGACUUUUUGUUACGAUUUAGACCAAACUUUGACGUUCCUAAUAUGUCUUCAAUACAGUCAUUUUAUUUACAAUGUGUUCUUACACAUUCUCCAAAAGGUUAUUUCAAUGAUCAAGAAAAGAAAAUUGCAGAGUUACUUUUAUCAAAGGUCUUAAGAUUUGUAGAUAUUACUUGCAAUCAUGAAGUGGAGGUUAUGCCACUUGCAAUCUGGUAUCUUUAUCCAAGAAGGCCAGGGCUUGCAGCUUUUGGUUUCUCCACGAAUAUGACAAUGGCAACGAUCGCAGAUGGAGAUGGAAAAAUUUCAGUGGUUCGUAUGCCGGGUUUGGUUGAGAUCUUUCAUUAUUUUUCUGAAUUUAAAGAAUGUUCAUGUUGUAUAUUUGCUCCAGAUGAUUCGUUCGUUUUAUUUGGAAAACUGAAAACUGUGCUUAACAUUGCUGAAAGAAAAGAAGUACCAUUUUUCCAAAGAAAUGAAGAGACGUUUACGUCGUGUGCAUUUUCCCCGAACGGAAAGAGGCUGGUAACUGCCAACGGUUCAAGCACAAUUAAGUUAUGGGAUGUUGCUAAGCAAAACUUACUCUCGUUGCUAUGUGCUGAAAUUCCUGUUAAAUGGUGUUCUUUCAGCAGCAAAGGGCUGUUCAUCAUUGCAGAUAGGAGGGUUGAUGAUUUCAUCCAAUUCAACGAUGAAGAUUUGUUUUGCAGUUGGAACGCCAUUACACUGCAACGGAAUGAUGAACGAGUCUUACCUGAAACAAGUUGUAAGGAACAAAAAGCAUUCCGGAGUAAGCUAUGUAAACGUUGUUUUCUUCCAGCAUUUGAAAGACUACCGAUAUCUAAAAGAUUAUAUGUAGAGCGAUGUAUGGCGUCGGAUGGCAGGAAAAUACCAUACAGUACCUGUUCUACAGGAAUUUACAAUGGUGUAGAGUGUAUUUUUGCUUUGCAGCAACAAAUUCUGGGUGUCAUAGAAAACACUCAUUUCACCACGCUUGCUGCUUGGAAAUGUAUUGAUCAUAUUUCAUUCGAUCAGUUUUUUUGGAGACCCCCUAAAAUAACAAAGAGUGAAGGUGAUAUGUGGCUCUUCGCAUCUCCAGAAAAACUAAUGGUUUUUAGAACAUUAGUUCCAAAGUGUCCCACGAAGGUUCUUUGGAGUUCGUUUUUUCCUGAUGGUUCCCGACUCGCAACUUGUUCUUCAGAUGGAUGUAUUAACAUAUGGAAUGUCGAUACAAGACAAGUUGAGCAGCUUUUCAAGAGCAAUCAGGAUGAAUCGCCAUUUGCUUGUUGGUGGUCGAAAGAGUUUUUAUUCGUGUUGUUUAGCUUUUGUGACAGGAUUUUCAGCUUAUUGAAAUACCCAAUGGAUGUCAAUCUAAAGAUUCUAUUCUCUCAGAGCAAACAAGUGCCUCUAGGGCAUUUAGUGGGUGCGAUCGUAUCGUUAUCUGCAGUCGUUGACUUUUCGGAGGGCUUUCUCAUUUUCGAGUGCGGAGAAAAGAAACAUGUAAAAGUUCUUGAUGUAAACAGAGUCGGAAAACCGCGGGAGGUAAUCUUACCUGGAAUUGAGCUUCAGAUGAGUAUUUCAGUUUCGCCUGGCGCUUCUUUUGUUUUGGGCUAUGGUAAAUAUAAUUAUUACAUUUGGAAAAUAAAUGCCGAAGAAGCGGGUGUUUAUGAAAUAUUUUUUACCAGCUCGGCUACACGAGGUCCCUCUGAUAGUGUAUUUUGCUUCAGUAGUGAUUCUAAAGUUGCUGUGGUUGCGAGCGGGGAAGUUGAUUAUCUGGAGCAAAGUCAAAUUAUUGACUUGGAUUCCGGCUAUCACAAACGUGUGUUUUUUAAUCCUACUUGUGAUAGUAAUUACAAACUGUUUUGUAUUAACAAAUACAGAAUUAUUAUCAUUGCAAGUCAUCAGUGUAUAGAAAUUUUAGACAUGGACUCCGGUGCGAUUCUGGACUCUCCUUCCUUGCAGGGAUAUUUGACAUGGCAGUUUUUAAUACAAACAAAACUUUCUCCAAACGAGACUACGCUAGCUUUUCCUACGAUAAAUGGCGAUAUGGAAUUUCUUCGACUGUCCAUUCCGCAAAACCCACUUUUGUCUAGUAUCAAAGAUAAGGCAGCUAUUAAAUGGGACAAGUGUAUGAAAGAGUUUGUAUAUUUUUGA